This is a messenger RNA of Dissoconium aciculare CBS 342.82, 648 nucleotides long. RefSeq lists its product as uncharacterized. Lineage: Eukaryota; Fungi; Ascomycota; Dothideomycetes; Mycosphaerellales; Dissoconiaceae. Bases 124 to 546 code for a protein of 140 amino acids. The record is from RefSeq and is a predicted model, not a curated record. The transcript has a single exon.
GAGCCAGCGAGCUGGGCUGGGAGGUCCGGUGAAGUCGCGAGUUUUCCCGGCACUGUGUGUAGGAAGAUAGGUACUGUAGUCCAUCCUGCUAGGAAGACGGCUUGUGGCGGGGGCGCGCCACACAUGCACCUAUAUCAACGAGGCAGUUGUGGUGGAGCAAUGCCAUCGACGCAGUAUUUGGGAGGGAUUUGUGUGCGAGAUGUUGUUGUUGAGCACAGUAGACCGUUUCCCUGCAUGUACACGCGUGUUGGACGUGGAUAUGUGCUGCUUGUUUACCACUACUGUAUCUGUAUGUAUGUACUGUACUGUACUGUACUCUCCUGUACGUCAGACAAGUUCCUGGAGAGAGGGAGAGAGAUGAGAAAGGCGGGAGACGGCUGUGAGAUGGGAAAGCUGGCGGGCGGGCGGUAUGGUAUGCACACCUGCAUGCAAUGCGGCCUGGGGAAGAGGGAGCCCAGAUCCCCGCCAACGAUGAUUGAGCGAGAGGACGUACGUGGUGGCGGUGGUGGUGUUGACGAUGAUGUAUAUAUCCAUGCACAUAUGUGAUCUCUCCAAGUUAUUAUUGUCGUCCUACGUGGCGGUCUUGUGUGUGUUUGGGCACCAUUGUCGAGAGGUCCCCGUACAGCAGCAUAUGAACGUGUUAUGACG